Molecule: messenger RNA, 1290 nt
Organism: Phytophthora nicotianae INRA-310
Lineage: Eukaryota; Oomycota; Peronosporomycetes; Peronosporales; Peronosporaceae
Exons: 1
Coding region: 143-1093 (316 amino acids)
Source: RefSeq, a predicted model, not a curated record
GUCCCAAUGUCCACUCCAGCUAGGCAAGUCGGACUCGUUAGCUUUGGCCAAGUCGGACAUGCUUAUUCUUGCUCAUUUCGAAACUUGAUCUCAAGCACACAAGUCGAUACCAACCAACAACCAACUCAACACCGCAACAACCAUGGUCCUGGGCAAGCACAACGAGCAAAACACCGCCACCGAGGAGGAAUUCUUCAAGCUGGAGCAAGCGCUCAACCAGACCGCCGAGGAUACGUACAGCUGCCUUAAGCUGCUGAAGAAGGAACUGUCGGAAUACGACAGUCGCAAUGGCAAUCACUUUCGUAACACGGCUACACGUUUCAUGCGGAGCGAUAUGCGUACUGCUAAGGACACGGCGAUGGACCUGAAGCACGUGGCUCACGAUAUCAACAAGAGCAAGAAGUCAUCCGAGGCGGAGAUCUCUUCCGCUCGCAACAUGAUGGACGCAACAGUCAAGGCCAUGGAGGCUUUGAAGGUUACUGCUCGCGACUACGACAGAGAGAACAAGCAGCGGAUGGGAGUCAAGGGCACGGUCGAUGCCGCUGUUGGAGGACGCCAUGACAAGAAAACGGGACAUGGAACGGAGGGAGAUGAGGAUCGUGGCUUCUUCGGGAAGAGCGAGAAGGACCGAGAUGAAGACCGUGGCUUCUUCGGGAAGAAGGAGAAGGAAUCGGAAGGUGGUAUCUUUGGCCAGAGCGAUAAACCCAAGCAAUCCGAGGGAGGUUUCUUCAACAAGGACGAAGACGAGCAACGCGGAGGAAUGCUUGGGGGUGGUAAGAACGAGGAGCACCACAAAGGCGUCCUCGGUGGCACGAAAGACGAUAAUGGUGGCGUUAUGGGGAGCUCCGAGACCGUGGAGACGAUCGUGAGAAAGAUUCUCCGGGACCACUUCAACCUCCGCCCACUCGACCACCAGAUCAAGGCUGCAGAAAAGUCCCUCACGCCUUCGCUCAUGGAGCGUGCGAAGGAGAAGAUGCACGACGUGAAGGAAAAGAUUACGGGCGACAAGUCCGAGCCUACCCAUGACAGUCACGGUCACCACUACGAAGGUCACCACCACGUUGGUCACCAGGAACAAGCCGCGGUGCCGUAAAUUGAGGGAAGUGGAUGCAAAUGACUAGGAGGCAGCGGUAGGGACUUCUAGGCGGUAGCGAUGAGCGAACUAUGAAUACUUUGAUUUUUGGAAAUGUAGCGCUUUGGCGCGUACAUUCUGCAACACAUGGACUCAGAUUUAAUUCAUUUAAUUUUGCUUGCUGGUAGCUCAAUUACAAUUUACACAUAACUUUCGGG